UGCUUUUACGAGAGAUUGGAUCGAGACACUACUUCUUUGUUUUGUCGACGUCUCUGUCAAGAUGAUUAUGAAGUUAUGACGUAAUGGCAAGAAGUGAGAAAAAUCUGCUAGAAUGGACACCAUUCCAAAACAGACAGGACCUGUGAUUUGCUUGUUCUUUAUUUGUGGACGUCUCAUUUUGGGACAAGACCCUUACGUCUAUUUUGAGAAGAACUGGUGCCGAGAACGCACCCUUCGAACUGAUUGGCGGACUUACACUCACUCGUGUCCAAGUUACUCGCGACAUUGGGCUUACGAGAUUUGGUCGGACGACUUCAAGACUCAUCCCAACCUGAGUUUUAUUUCAGGGGCGGAAAUCAAUCCUGCAGGACAUUUUAGCAAGAUAUAUAUACAGUCUGUGACAGUUCUGAACCGGACAAAGGCGUUCGGUGGAGAUGCGUGGCGCGUUAGAGUCCAGGGCCCUGCAGAUCUUGUUGCUACCGUUAGCGAUAUGGAAAAUGGUACAUACGAAGCCAAGUUUUUACCCAUGGAGCCUGGGACCUACUCCUUACAGAUAACGUUGGACUAUACGCUCUGUCACGGGCUUAAAAACCCGCCUCCUGAUUGGUUUAUGAGAGGCUGUCGACACGGAUCGUUUCAAAGACCAGGAACACUAGCGACAUCGGACGACUAUAUAAAUAGACCACUUUAUUAUGGAGCAUAUUUCACGAUCCAAGUUCCUCCUACCGUGCCACAGGAUGCCCAGUAUUUAGACUCUCUGUUCAGCAGCAGUACCCAGUGGUGUUCUGACGGAUGCAACCUUCUUUUGGACGGUUUUGGAAGAUGGGUGAACAACAACUGGUUACCAUAUAAAACCACUGACUCCAGCGACCCAAGGUCAGGCCAUAGGCAGGGAUCUGGUGUCUUAUGGAUAUAUGGUGACUCGCACAAUCGACGGUUUUACGAAUCAGUGCAACGCCGACAGCUGUGUUCUCGUGUAUUCCGAGCGUGUUAUCAUACCAAUGUAUGGGUCUACUGGCUGGGAACGGUGAACUCAAAUGAGAUGGAUCUUUGUUACGGAGGCCAUGAUCUUAAUGUGACACAAGUCCUGGAAGAACUACGCUCAAUUGUAACGCAGCCAUUAAUGGAUGAAGAUAGCGCCUUGGUACUUAACACAGGAGUCCAUCUCUUAAAAAGCACGAGCUUUAGAAAUUACCAAAAGAUAAUUAAAGGUUUCAUUCGUGUUUUGAAACAGAGCUAUCGAGGAAGGGUUGUUUGGAAGACAACACCCUCCCUCGGGAAACAGACUGAGCUCUACACGGGUUGCUGUCGACGUUUUCACACUGAGCAGCGAAUUAAACUGUUCAACGCCUACGCCAUGAAGAAAAUGUGUGAAGCUGGUAUCCCUGUCUUAGACGUCUACCAGAUUAGCGCAGCAUACCCAGGAGGCACUACUGACGGCGUUCACUUUCCGCCGUUUGUGUUCUACCCAGCAGAAGAUGCCUUGGAGAGAUACUUUACGACAUGACAUUACUUCGUCAGCUUAAGCUCAACAUAGCGAUAAUCUUAGUCUUUCCAUUUAUAUUCUGUUAGCGACGACUACUCCCCCAUCCGCCCCCCCUGAAAACUAUGUGAUCCACACCCCUUAAAAUCAUUUGAUCCUCCGCCAACGUAAAAUGACAAAAAUGCGUAGUAAAGGAACUUAAA
Pocillopora verrucosa is the source of this 1686-nucleotide messenger RNA. RefSeq lists its product as uncharacterized. NCBI's taxonomy places the organism in Eukaryota, Metazoa, Cnidaria, Anthozoa, Scleractinia, Pocilloporidae. The record is from RefSeq and is a predicted model, not a curated record. Gene Ontology annotation, molecular function: protein binding.